GGUCACCUCAGGGGUACCUGAGAUGCAUUCACCCCUUUCCUUGCUCCCCACAGACGGUGUGGGAAGAGCAGAGGGCACCGUGCCAGCAGAGCCCGCUGACUCCGAUGGAAUGGACCCCGGAGCCAUCAGCCUGCACCCCGUGGCAUCCAUUAGUGACCUGCAUUGGGCCUCGGCUGGGCACAAGGGCACAGAAGGAAAUGGCCCGACUCCAUCCAGCACCCGGCUGCACCGUGAGCCCUGCAGUCCCCCACACCUGCCCACGCUGCGCCCCGUGCCGCCUCCCACCACCUGCCCCUGCCCCGGGCACCCCUUCUUCCUCGCCCUGCUGGGCUUCCUGGCUCUGGCCAGCCUGGUCCUGGCCACGCUGGCCAUCUACCUGAGCGUGCUGCAGAGCCAGUCGGUGCAGGCGCUGGCCCAGUGGCUGGAAAGCCAGGAGGACGCCAUGCGCCAGCUGCGGGCGGCCAGCAGGCAGCUCUGGGCUCACCUAAAUGCCAGCGACCAGCGCCGCUGAGCCGCCCCACGGAGCAGCCCCGUAUGGAUCGCCCCAUCCCCGGGACGCACAGGGGCAACCCUGGCCUCGCCAAGCACUGCCGGAGAAAGGGAAGGGCUGCGAGGAUGGGCACCCGCCCCAGCAGGAGGCACCCUCCCAUCACUUUAUCAUUACCUCCUGCCAUUGAGGCUUAGGAAGUCUCCACCACGACCACGUUCCCAGGUGCCUGCUGCUGCUCCCCCAGCACACGGCGGUGCCAGGAUGGCCCUGGGAGGCACAGAGCACCGAGGUCGGCCCUGUGGACUGUGCCACGUUUGGGCAGCCAGGGGCCAUAGCAGAUAGCUGGCAUGGCACAGAGUGCGAUGGCACCCUUUGCCUCUCCUGUUAUCCUACUUUUGGUUAAAAAAAUAAAAACGAGGGGGCAGCCCCCAGUGAGGCAGCCCCAGGCAUUAAAUACUCCGCUGUACAUAUGUGCUGUUGGUAGACAAUGUUCUUAGCUGGGCACAAGGCAGCUCUGUCUUGAUGGCAUGAGUCCUCCUGCCAAGUCCUCCUUCCUGUCCCCAUCCUCGUUCCCAUCCUUGUCCCAUCUCUAACUCCAUUCCUGUCCCCUUCAAUGACUCAUCCCUGCCCCAUCCCUGUUGUACCCACAUUUACCCCCAGCUCUGGCACUGUCCCUGUUCUGUCUCUGUCCCCAUUCCUGUCUGCACUCUGUGCCCAGCUCCAUCCUAUUCCUGCCCAUUUCUGUCCCCAUCCCACAGUGCCUCAUCCCUGCCCCACCCCUGUCCCACCCAUGUACCCAUCCCCAUGUCCAGCUGUGUCCCCAACUCCAUCCCACCCCUACCCCAUCCCCAGCUCCAUCCAUGCCCCAUCUCUGUACCCCUAUUUCUCAGCUCUGUCCCCAACCAUUCCACUUCUGUCCCCAUUCCUGUCCCUAUCCCAUUUCUGUCCCCAUCUCAAUUUCUAUUCUGUCUCCAUCUGUUUCAUUUUCGUUCAUGUUCCCAUCCCAUUGUUGUCUCCAUCCCUGUCCCCAUUUUUGUCCCCAUCCCCAUCCUUGUUACACUUUUGUCCCCAUCCCUGUCCCGUCUCUGUCUCCAUCCCUGUCCCAUCUCUGUC
Messenger RNA from Phasianus colchicus (ring-necked pheasant), 1603 nucleotides. It is a transcript of the gene LSMEM2, whose product is annotated as leucine rich single-pass membrane protein 2. The record is from RefSeq and is a predicted model, not a curated record. Lineage: Eukaryota; Metazoa; Chordata; Aves; Galliformes; Phasianidae.